AUGCCUCAUAGCAACAAUCCCUUCACGAGCCGUAGCUGCACUCUCAUUGCGAGAGGGAAUGGAAAGUUGACCCCACGAUCAAAAAGAUGUAUUCAGUCACGGCCUGAACUAUUGUGCGUGAUUGCAAGAUACCUGCCUCAAAAGAAGGUCAAAGUUCUUAUCUGCGUCUGUAGCUAUGUAGUUUCUGGGUUCCCUGCCUCUACUCACUCGUCUUUCUCAGCUACAAGCCCAUUGCUCAAAAGCACUGCCUGUUCGAUGUUUGGACUCUAUGCAAUAUCUCUCAAUGUCUCUUCACUCAUCCAAGAAGAACGAGGAAGUUAUUUCUAUGGUGCCCUAACCCAGGACCCUACACCUGGACACCCCUGCUCUCCGUUUGCGCCACCACUGCUGCAGCUGCGCUACCUAGCCUUGAGGAGCUCUCUUAGACAAAUGGUGGAGAAAUGGCGUGCAUCAAUGAUCUAA
Messenger RNA from Lobosporangium transversale, 462 nucleotides. RefSeq lists its product as hypothetical. Lineage: Eukaryota; Fungi; Mortierellomycota; Mortierellomycetes; Mortierellales; Mortierellaceae. Bases 1 to 462 code for a protein of 153 amino acids. The transcript is spliced from 2 exons. The record is from RefSeq and is a predicted model, not a curated record.